Daphnia pulex (common water flea) is the source of this 3042-nucleotide messenger RNA. RefSeq names its product cytosolic carboxypeptidase 4-like. Gene Ontology annotation, biological process: protein side chain deglutamylation; C-terminal protein deglutamylation. The record is from RefSeq and is a predicted model, not a curated record. The coding region runs from base 170 to 2839 and encodes 889 amino acids. NCBI's taxonomy places the organism in Eukaryota, Metazoa, Arthropoda, Branchiopoda, Diplostraca, Daphniidae. The transcript has 18 exons.
AAUGUUUUGUUUUUGUUUUUCGUGUGAACUCGUUUCUACAACUCUCUUGAUUAUCAGUGAAAGUGCAUCCUGAAGGUUGAACAUAAUUCGCUGGAACAGACUGGUUUUCAAUCAGUUAAGUUUCCAGAGUACAACACAGAAGAAAUAUUAACAGAAAAGCCUGAAUGUAAUGGUGGAAGAAGAAGUGGAACAAGAAAUCCUCGGUGAAUGGAACUCGAUCGCUGAAGAUUCAGAGGCGAUCGCAGCGUUGACUCGUCGAACGAGGAAUCUUCUUCGCGGUUUUAAAGAUGCGAAACACUUGCAACGUUUUUUGGAAAAGCUAUACAGUUCUGUAGCUUUUUCGAAGUUGGUGAAUCUUCUUAAGAUAACACGGAAUAAUCAAACCCGGGGUGAUAUACUUUACAUUGCCCAAUCUAUCUUUGAAGCACAAUCUGCUAACAAAAAAGAUGCUCCUUUUUCGAGUGUGGUGAGCCCUACGUUACUUCUAUGGCCUGUACUAAUCGAACUGGCUUUCGAGUUGGAGAUUGUUGUACUAACAGAACAACGCUUUCUAGCGUUGGACAUACUCAAUCACAUUUUUAAGAAUAAGACGAAUACAUUGACCGUUUGCCAAACGGUCGAGGCAAACCGACUCGUCCUCGAUGUGCUCAAGUUGCUCGAGUCAAAGGAAGGAAACCGGAAACUUACACUGAAGCAGCACAAGUGUGCUGCUUCCAUUUUAUCGAGCCUUGCGCGACAUAAAGAAGGACGCCAAGUAAUAAUUGAAGCCAAAGUCGUAGAGCGCUUGCACGCGUUCUUGCUGGCGUUACCAAAUGAAAAAGCUCGCGAUACCCUCAUCCACAAAAUCGGGCAGACUAUUCUUAGAUGUGUUCCACUUCAUGAUCUGCCUGUAACUAACGGCACACAUUCUGCCUUCCGUUACCUGCCAUUUGAAUCCAUCUCUUCCGGAUCUUUAGGUAAUGGCGCGACGUCCGACUCGAGUGAAGAAAGUGAGGAAGAGGAAGAAAUAGGAGACGGUUCACUUCCUGGUUCUCGUAACUGGUCGUUUUGUAGUGGGACAAAAAAGAAGUCAAAGAAAUUCUCACCGCCGACUAAUCCGUACCGAAGUGCCGAAGAACUAGAGCAAUACCGACGACAUUUCGAUCUGAAAUCCGAUCAAUAUGAGGAAGACGAACUUAGAAACAUAUCUAAGAUUGUACCACCAAAUUUGAAUCGCCAGCAAAUUUAUGAAUUUUUUGCGCGUCGAACGAAAUCCAUCCAUGGGUUUCGUCUUAUUCCUUGUCCGGAUUGGAGCAAUUCGAGUGGCAGCUCAGGUAGAGAGCCCUUCUAUAUCAAAGACCGCAACGUCUGCAGGAGUAAACUGUUCAAAUCAUUGAAUAUGGUUUUAAAUCCAAAUUCGUAUCGACCAGAAGUCGUUUACGACCUUGACUCUUUGUUAUUGGAUGCAGAACAGACUCAAUCUAUCCGCAUGGAAGAUUUUGAAGCCGCAUCAAAACAUCGCAUUAGUCAACCCAAUGCUCCACUGGAAUUCGAAUCACGCUUCGAAAGCGGCAAUCUACGUCGUGCUAUCAGGAUUGGAAGCCAUGAAUACGAUUUAAUACUGAAUGCCGACGUCAACUCGUUUGGUCGUCAACAAUGGUUUUACUUUCGUAUUUCUGGCGAAGGAGUGUGUUCAUCAAAAUCUUACACUUUCAACGUAAUUAAUUUGGAGAAGCAGCGAACGCUCUUUCAUCAAGGCAUGCAACCCUUGAUGUUCUCUGUGAAACGGUAUAUGGUAACACGUACCCAGCCGGUUUGGGAGCGCAGUGGCACGUCCAUGUGUUAUUACCGCAACGGCUUCCGACAAUCAAAUGCCGAACAAACAUCUUACUGGAGUCUUUCCUUCACUGUGACCGUUCCGUACGACAAUGACGUUUUGUACAUUGCUUAUCACUAUCCGUAUACUUACAGCCAAUUAAUGACAGAUGUAGUUACCUGGUUAAGGACACCAUUUCCUAUCGGAUAUCCAUCCUAUAGCAUGGAUCGGUUACGAAUAUCGACUCUUUGCCGAUCCCCUUGUGGAAAUCCAGUUCCAUUGUUACUCAUCGAUUAUGAUGGAGAUGCGAAGUCCUGUUGCGUUUUUAUGUCUCGAGUCCAUCCUUGCGAAUCGAAUUCUUCCUGGUCCAUGAGGGGCCUUGUCGUCACCGCUCUUCAGGAUAUGACACAGUCUGAUGAAAGGCAUCAUCCACUUUUUAUUCUGCCAAUGUUGAAUGUCGACGGGACGGUGCAUGGAUGUAGCCGGACCGAACUAAGUAACGAGGAUUUAAACCGUCGUUGGCUAACGCCAAAUUUGCAUCACCAUCCAACCAUUUAUCACGCCAAGGGUUUACUCGAGUUCAUAUGUCGGAUACUGGAUGCAAAACCGGCCGUUUUGUGUGAUAUGCACGGUCAUUCCCGUCGCUUCAACGCCUUUGUGUACGGAUGUAAAGGCUCGCAGAGUUGGUGUCCAGACGAUUGGUCACAGAAAGAUGCUCAAGGUGACCAUCCUACCAUGAAAAAAUUGAAAGACGAAAAUGGUGAUGAUGACGACACUACCUCCUUACCGUUUUUCGUGCAAUUAAUGCAAGCCCAAUCGCCGCUAUUCGACACAAACCAGUGUUGUUUUGAAGUCGAAAAGAAUCGCGAAACUACUGCCAGGAUAGUGGGAUGGCGGCAUCUAGGCAUCAAGAAUAUCUACACUCUGGAGUGCAGUCUGGCUGGAUCUAACCAACUCCCUCUACAGGGCCUUCAACACUUCAAUACAGCCAGCUACUUUCAAGUGGGAAAGGCUUUAAUGAAAGUAACUAGACGAAUGUGCUGACUGUGAACUGGCAUUUAUAGCAGCGACCUUAAAUUGGGAAUUCUAUUUCGUAGAUUUAUAAGGUAAACAUGUUGUUGUCAUUACUUAGAGACAUGCCCUUCACAAGACAAUUGCAAACAUGUAGAUCUUGUUUGUUAAAUGUUUUACUAAUUUAUAUACAUGUGCAGUAUAUACAUGAAUUGAAUAUAGAUCGAUCGACUGAA